Mercenaria mercenaria is the source of this 1738-nucleotide messenger RNA. RefSeq lists its product as uncharacterized. The transcript has 4 exons. NCBI's taxonomy places the organism in Eukaryota, Metazoa, Mollusca, Bivalvia, Venerida, Veneridae. Bases 178 to 726 code for a protein of 182 amino acids. The record is from RefSeq and is a predicted model, not a curated record.
UAUGUAAUUGUCACAGAUUAUUGAAUGGAAUCCAGCUGGUUUGCCGACGGAUGAGCAAAACCAGUUUACUUUCUGUUCAUUGAAGAACUUGUGAUAUAGGUGGUAUCUUCAAGCGUUUGACUAAACAGACUGAAGUAGAGUAUUCAGGAGAUUCACACCAGCGAAGAAGAACAGGAAAUGGGAUCAAAGAAUGAAUUACUGGAAGAAUAUGGGCAGCUGGAAAUGCAACUGUUGAAGUUGAAAGAAAGAUAUGACGAUAUAUGUUCCUCCGUCGUUCAGAGAGCAUCGGCAGAGUAUUUAAGAUGCAAGAAUCAUUUCAUUCUGAGACGAAAAAACGAAGUCAAAAGUAUUAUCGAAGGUUGUAUUAAAGUCUCGGUUUUGCAAAAGUUCCCACAAUAUUCUGACGAUGAACAAGACAAAGGUGAAACACCCCGUAAAGGACUUCUAACGGUUGCAAGACAAUUUUCGUGUACAAUGGGAGACGUACAAGCUGUUUUGGAAAUAAAACAUAAAGUUAGACACAUGAAAAAGGCGGAUUUACAAAGAGAAAUUGAAAAGACGAAAACAGAAUUAUCCGAAAUGAAUAAAAAGUUUGAAAAACUACUGGAAGAGAUAACAACACUAGAAGGAGAUUACAAAGCGUCCAGUCAUAUCCGCAUCUUUUACAGGCGGUAUUUAGAGAGAAAAAGUAUGAUAAAAACUUUCAUCAGGGAUUCAACUCAGUAAUGGUAACGGCUUUCUGGACUUGAAAAAGACGUAACAUUAAAGUCUAUAUCGCAGAAGCAUGUUAAAAAUGAUGCAUGGAACAUGGAACUUUCAGUGGCAGAAAAAUAUGUUGAAACUAUGUCUCAAAUUACAUUGGCCUUUAAAAUAAUUGUCUGGCUGAUUGACAUUGUUUGUAGACUGACAUUGCUUUUAGAGUGACCAAUUACUUUGACUGAAAUUAUGUGAUUUUGGAUACAGUAUCGCAUUUAUCAGCAAUUUCGGAAGGUCCUCUGAUUGCCAACUUUACUUGUAGACGUGGUCAAUAUGUAUAACAGAGAUCUCUUAGGAACCAUGUCAAGCAUCAGAUGGCACUGGACUGAAAAUGCUUCAGCUCCUACCUGACAGGACUCGAACCAAUUAUGCUGCCGGGUCAGAUGGCGGUGGAUUUUGGGCCAGUCAUUCUUCGACAACGACCAGGAUUAUUAUUCAGCUCAGAUCUAACCUGUAUUUAACAUCUUAGGACUUUUUUAAUUGAAAAUGAAAACAACUUACAGAUAUGUUUUAGACGAUAGUCGGCGCAAGACAGAUUCAUCAAUAUAUGAGCCGUGCCAUGAGAAAACCAACAUAGUGGGUAUGCGACCAGCAUGGAUCCAGACCAGCCUGCGCAUCCGCGCAGUCUGGUCAGGCUCCAUGCUGUUCGCUUUUAAAGCCUAUUGGAAUUGGAGAAACUAUUAGCGAACAGCAUGGAUCCUGACCAGACUGCGCGGAUGCGCAGGCUGGUCUGGAUCCAUGCUGGUCGCAAAGCCACUAUGUUGGUUUUCCCAUGUCACGGCUCAUAUAUACGAUUUAAGGUAAAAUCAGUCUCCUUGUUGGAUCCUUGAAUUCGGAUACAAAUACUUAUGCUGCUUUUAUCUUUUUGACUUUUACAUUGAUAUACCCAGAUGCAUGUCAUUCGUGAAAGCUCUACAUAACAAGAGUAAUAAUGGAACUAAAAAUAAAAUUUAAUGUGUAGAUACAAUGUAUGUGAUUCUGA